This is a messenger RNA of Botrytis porri, 1188 nucleotides long. RefSeq lists its product as uncharacterized. The coding region runs from base 1 to 1188 and encodes 395 amino acids. The transcript has 2 exons. Lineage: Eukaryota; Fungi; Ascomycota; Leotiomycetes; Helotiales; Sclerotiniaceae. The record is from RefSeq and is a predicted model, not a curated record.
AUGGCAAUAUCUUCAAGCGCAAACAUAAUUGUCGACCCAGGUGGAGAUUUAGUCCUUCUCUUGAACCCGACCAUACGAAACUCCUCAAAAUCCGAUUCUUCUUCUUCAGCAAACCCUGUGGCUACGGGUUCAAAGAUGAUACGUUCCCUUCAAGGUGAAAUAUCAGAGACCUCGCAGCACGAGCCAACCCCGAUCUACAGCGAUCACAUACUGGUAUCUUCGAAGCAUAUGUCUCUAGCUUCUCCAAUAUUCAAAGCAAUGCUACAGGGCGGAUUUAGAGAGGCUAUUACGCUGAAGGAAAUAGGAAGGCUUGAGGUUCCACUUCCGGAUGACCAUCCUGCUGCCAUGAAAAUACUGAUCAAUAUGAUCCACGGCCGCAUGAACUCAAUCCCUUUAAGGAUUGACUUGAAGUUGUUCACGUGGAUAGCUAUUCUGGUAGAUAAAUACCGAUGCGCAGAAGUCAUUGGCCCGUACCCUAGCAUUUGGAAAAUGGAUUUGCAGGAUUGGACUAAUUCAAGCUCAGAUGUUGCCCGAUGGCUUUGCAUAGCUUGGCAGUUUGAGCUACAUGAGGAAUUUCUUCGAGCUACAAAGUUGAUACAGUUGCAAAGUACAUGUGAUCUCGAGACGACAAUUGCGAAAUUGAGGUACAAUCUGCCAAUUCCAAAAAAGGUAACUGACAAAAUAGAGAUGUGUCGACAAGAAGGGAUCAGAAAAGCCGUCAAGUUUCUGGAAAAUUUCAUCACGAUGUAUCAAAAAUCUGAUAAUCGUUGUACUGCUAGGACAAUCCCAGAGAUUGAGUACAAGGAUACAACCCGAAGGGAUUUAUACGGUAGUUAUGGAUACCCUAGACGUCCAAUCGACGAUCAAUCAAAACAGAUAUCAUUCCUGAACUAUGAUGAGGUUGUCUCCUACAGACGAGACUGUGACUCGAUGCUACUUGGCUCUUUGACAAAGAGUUUGAUUGAGCAUGGAUUGUUUCCUCUGCCACCAUCUCCAUACACUUCAUGGUCUAUAAAAUAUCUGCGCCAAAGAAUUGAGCUCCUCGAGGCCAGUAGUUUAUGUUCCAGACUUCUAGAGACAUCUGUCGUCCGACAUGACGUCAUCGACGGACUCAAGAAGUCUGUUCGUACUAUUUCGGUAUUAGGUCUAACUUUGAAAGACGGUAAGAAGUUGGUUAGCAAUAAAUGA